Molecule: messenger RNA, 2101 nt
Organism: Eupeodes corollae
Lineage: Eukaryota; Metazoa; Arthropoda; Insecta; Diptera; Syrphidae
Gene: ppk28
Product: pickpocket protein 28
Exons: 8
Coding region: 92-1789 (565 amino acids)
Biological process (GO): sodium ion transmembrane transport
Cellular component (GO): membrane
Molecular function (GO): ligand-gated sodium channel activity
Source: RefSeq, a predicted model, not a curated record
AGAACGGAUUUAAAAUUUUUGAAAUUAAUUUUCAGUGAGUAUUUAAGUCGGGGAGUUACGAGCACAGACUUUAGUUGGAAAAUUAAUCAAAAUGAGUGAGAAGCAGAAAAACGAUGAAGAAGAAAACAGUACGUUCUAUUUGGGUCUUAAGAAAAAUCUUCGAGAUUUUCUACAAAACUCAACAUUACAUGGUCUUAAGUAUAUUGCUGAUGAAAAGAUUACAAUUUUCGAAAGAUCUUUUUUUGGAUUAUCCUUUAUUUUUGUUAUUUUAUGUUCUGCGUUUUUCAUAUCAAAUAUUUACACAAAAUGGAGUGAAACACCAAUUAUCAUUACAACAAGUCCACAACCAACUUUUAUAACAACUAUACCAUUUCCUGCUGUUACAAUUUGUAGUUUAAAUAAGGCUUUGAAAAGUCGUGUUUUGCAACUUGACAAUUCAACAUUAAAUUACACUCUACUAAUGAGUCUUUGCGCUAAGAAUUUUAAGGCAAAUCUGUUUUUUGGUCAAUUAUCUUGGAAGAAUUUCAAAUUACUUCUUAUGAGGGUAGCUCAGCCAUGUGAUCAAAUGCUUGCUUAUUGUCGUUUUGGAUCUAAACCUGAAGAAUGUAUUAAAAUAUUUAAUCCUGUUUUAACUGACGAAGGACUUUGUUGUACAUUCAAUGCUCUCGAUCCACAUUUUCUUUUGAAAAAUUAUACGGAAACUGAACGCUUCGGCAAGAGUACUACAGACGACAAUAUUCCAAUAGAUUGGACUCCCGAAAAAGGGUUUAGUAAUAAUUUACCCUUAAAAUUUUUCCCAAGAGUAGCUGCAGGAACUGGAAGCCAAAUGGGUUUAACGGUUGUAUUAAAUGCAUCAUCUUUUGAAUAUUAUUGCAGUUCUUCGAAAAGUAUUGGAUUUAAGGUUCUGGUACACAAUCCCGCUGAACAACCAAAAAUAAGCAAUUUUGGCUUCCUAGUAACAGCCGGUCGUGAAAGUCGUGUUUCGAUUGAGCCUCAAUACCAAACAGCUGUGUCACAAGUUCGUGGAAUCAGUACAAAAAUACGUCAAUGUUUGUUCUCCGAUGAAGGCAAUUUAAAUUUCUAUCGAACUUAUUCCCGAAAAAAUUGUCAACUCGAAUGUGAAGCUCAUAUAAUUUACAAACGUUGUGGAUGUAUUUUGUAUUAUCUUCCGAAAAUUGAUCCCGAUACGAAAAUUUGUGGACCCAAAGACAAUCAAUGUUCGAAAUCAGUACAAAGUGAAAUUCAAUCGACAAGUGGAAAUUAUUCGUGUGAUUCAUGUUUGCCGGCAUGUUUUGAGUUGAGCUAUAAUCCGACGGUAACUUCUACCAAAAUGGUCGAUGGAGAUUUUGAAACGAAUGAUGAUUAUCCAACGGAAUUAUGGACCGAUAUGGAGGAUGUUACAAUAAUUCAUGUUUAUUAUUUGUCAAAUGUUUUUCGAAGUACAACGAAGGGAGAGAUUUUUGGAUUUACUGAAUUUUUGUCUAAUAUCGGAGGUUUAUUGGGACUUUUUAUGGGUUUUAGUUUCUUUUCUGUAAUUGAAAUCUUGUACUUUAUUGUCUUACGUCCGAAUUGUGACCAAAGAACUAAGAAACGUCAAAAACGAAAGUCAGAAAGAAAUCUUAGAAACAACAACAACGUCUGGAUGACUCCUAUUAAGGGCAGAAAACCAAUCAGAAAUGGUUUCGGAAGCAAUUACCCUAAAAACAAAACAAAUGCUUGGGAUUCACAUCAAUUUUUUAUCGGGCUUGAUAAUGAGCCGAAUGAUGAAGUUUUUCCUUAUAUAAGUUAGGCAACAAUUUAGUAGUAGUCCUGCUUUGACAAAAUAACAAGACGACGCUGUCUUAUAUUUAAGCAUCCUACACACUAAGCACCUCGUCUCACAUAAUAAUGGUUCUUCAUGGAACAUAGACUUCACUUCCGAUUAUAAGCACUUUAUAACCAAAAUCAUAGUUGACCAUUUGACAAAUACGGCGACAAAAAAUACUGCAAGGUUUGGAAUUUCAACGUAUGUACUGUUACAAUAUCAUCAUAGCACAGAAGAGUAAAACUCCUCUGGUACUAUUUACUUCGGGUCUAGAUGAAUUAAAUAUUAAAGUUCGUA